GUGGGAAGUGUUGGUCAGUAUUCGCGACCAGUAUCUCACCGCGAAGAAAAGUUCGCGGAAAAUUUUCUCAGUUCUAUUCACUACUAAUUCACCCUCUCAUAUUUUUUUCAUAGUUUAAGACUUGCCUGACAAUUUCACCCUAACAGGGCUCAUGUAUUUUUGACAUAGUCUUUAAGUCUCAAAAUGACCGUUUUAUUUGUGAAUCUUUUCGCUGUUGCUAUUGUUACAACCUAUUUCGCGACGGUAACAUGCGCAGUAGCAGGAGCAGAUAAUUCUAAGACGGAGGACUGUGAUGAUACGGCCUUAUUUGAGCAAUCAAUGGCAACUCACCCAAAACAAUCGAAAUUGGGUACAGGAUCGGAACGGAAGUCUGACGAGAAACUUGAAUGGUGGCAGACAAGUGUUUUCUAUCAAAUCUACCCCAUGUCUUUCAAAGACGCGAACGGGGAUGGAAAAGGAGAUUUACAAGGGAUCGCAUCCAAGGCCGAUCACUUUGUAGACAUUGGCGUGGGAGCAGUAUGGUUGUCUCCGAUUUAUUCCUCUCCAAUGGCCGAUUUUGGGUACGACAUCUCAAACUAUACCGAGAUAAACGAAAUUUUUGGCAACCUGGAUGACUUGGUUCACCUCAGAGAAAAAUUGCAUGCCCGUGGAGUCAAGCUGAUUUUGGAUUUUGUGCCCAAUCAUUCAAGCAAUGAACACCCUUGGUUCCUCAAGUCUGUAAAGAAAAUUGACCCGUACACUAACUACUACGUAUGGAGGGAUCCAGUGAUUGACGCUAAUGGCAAGAAGAGCCCUCCAAACAACUGGUUGAGUAUUUUCAACAGUGGCUCUGCAUGGGAAUGGAACGAAGAGAGAGGACAAUACUACCUGCAUCAAUUUGCAGUUCAGCAACCUGAUUUGAACUACAAUAGUAAGGAGCUCGUGGAGGAAAUGAAGGAAGUUCUCAGAUUUUGGCUCAGUCAUGGCGUGGAUGGUUUUCGUAUGGAUGCAGUGCCUUACUUAUUUGAGGAUUCUUUGUUCCGUAAUGAGCCGUACGUCGACGAGAAUAUUAAAAACUCCAAAAUGUACGACUCUCUCAUUCACAUUUACUCCAUGGAUCGACCGAAGACUUACGAAAUGAUCGGCCAGUUCAGAAAAGUUCUAGACGAUUUCGCCAAGGAACAUAACACACCUCCAAAGGUUAUUUUGAGCGAGGCCUACACAUCUUUGAACUAUACAAUGAAAUACUACGGAGACGCUAAAAAUCCCGGAAGCCACAUGCCGUUCAACUUCUUGAUGAUCAACGAAUGUCAUAAAGAUUCGAGUGCCAACGAUUUCAAUGCCGCCAUUCACAACUGGAUGGACAAUAUGCCUGAUGAUCACUGGGCCAACUGGGUGAUGGGAAACCAUGAUCAACCUCGGAUUGCGACACGAUACGGACCUGAAUUAGUGGAUGCUAUUAAUAUGCUUGUGAUGCUACUUCCAGGAACGGCCAUUACCUAUAACGGCGAAGAAAUUGGCAUGUCAAAUGGUUACAUUCGAUGGGAUCAAACCAUUGAUCCUGCGGGGAUAAAUGUCGGACCGAAAGAAUACGAGAAGUACUCCCGUGAUGGAUGCAGGACCCCAUUUCAGUGGGACGAUUCAGUUAGUGCAGGAUUUUCUUCUAACAGCCGGACCUGGUUACCUGUCAACCCUAAUUCCUACUACUUGAAUUUAAAGAACCAAAAAGAGGAAAGUUACAGCCACUACCACAUUUACAAAAGGCUCACAGCUCUUCGUAAGACGAGGACAUUCCAGAGAGGGGCAUGGAAGACUUAUGUCCUCUCCAACUGGGUCUUAGCCAUUGAAAGGAUGAUGGACGGAGAGGACUCUUACGUUCUGGUCAUAAAUCUUGGAAGUGAAUAUGAAUCAAUAAAACUUUCCGACCAAAUUAAGUCCUUACCAGACAUGAUGAGAGUUCAUACAGCCAGUGUCAACUCCGCGAUUAAAAAUGGCGAAAGCGUGACCACGGCUAGUUCCGGCUUUUUGAUGCGGCCAAAAUCAGCUCUAGUUCUGACGACAUCCAAGGAGGACCCACCGAACCCCGCCCCGGCCAGCAGUUCCGUUUCCUUGAAGACAAGUCUAUUUGUCCUCGUUUUUGGAAUCCUCUUCGCAAUAUUGAGUGUCAAAGCCAUUUGUUACUGUCGAACAUCUAAAUCCAGCACUGUCAUAACUGACUUGAAAUCGGGGCAAUGAUAUGUAUCCUUUUUUAAUGAAACAUCCUGAAUUUAUUAAAACUCCUCUUUAAAUUAACGAAAAAUAGACUUGGGCACAGAGACAACCUGCGAAUACGGUAAAAACCUCCUGUAGCUCUUAUCAAUAUAAGACCAAAUGCCCACUUUUCGUAGUUGUGUAGUUACGAAUAGCAGAAUUGAGUUUUUCCCCCUCGUGCUCAGCCCAUUUCAUGUUUCAAGCAUGGCGUUGAUAUUGUGCAUAGAGCAUAAUUUCGUACAAAAUAAAAAGACACAUAAUCUGUAACAAAAUAUUUAUUGAGAGCGUAGUAAUAUAGUUUGGGAUUUCACUUACAAAUGGUAGUUACCCUAUUUGCCAUUGAAAGUCCUAAGCUCAGCACCAGACCAGAAAGAGAACUAAAAUGUGAAUGAAACGUUUUCGAUCAUCAUCAUUUUAAAGAACUUUCUAAUUCUGUUGUAUUUUGAAAUUAACUAGUGAUUAGAUUCGAUUAUUCGUACACAGUACGAAAGUAUUAAACAUUGCUUUAACGCAAACAAUUUAAAAGAGAA
Messenger RNA from Bemisia tabaci, 2759 nucleotides. RefSeq names its product maltase 2. Lineage: Eukaryota; Metazoa; Arthropoda; Insecta; Hemiptera; Aleyrodidae. Gene Ontology annotation, biological process: carbohydrate metabolic process. The record is from RefSeq and is a predicted model, not a curated record.